Messenger RNA from Hymenoscyphus albidus, 4108 nucleotides. The record is from the annotation of a GenBank genome assembly. NCBI's taxonomy places the organism in Eukaryota, Fungi, Ascomycota, Leotiomycetes, Helotiales, Helotiaceae.
CUCACUUGUUGACUCCCGACUCCUUUGUUGACCCCGUGCCAAUUCAAGUUCCAAGCGCACCUGCAAGCCCAAGCCCCCAACCCCUUUCCCUGUCCCCUUUCUGCCAGCGCAUUCCUGCCUCAGGCAUAGCUCCGCUCAGGCACGCACAUCUCCACCGCGUCUCCAUCCGCAUCCCCAGCUCGCCGCCGCCCUGAAAAAAAAAUAGGAAGGAAGGCUUGGUAGGCAAAAAGUCACCAGGUACCUACUUCUGAACUUGGUCCGUUCUUGCACAACCACCACCACUACUACCACCACCACUACCACCACUUGCAACCCACGAGAAAGUUUCCCUAUCUCACCCUACCCGUCUUGGGUCCUGGAUUUCCUCCUGCCCUCAAUCCAAACCUCCCAUACCUCCUCAUCCCCAUCGCUCAUCCGCACUCCCCUUUGACCACCGAAUCCUGCUCGUACCAAGCACUUCCACUACGGUACUCACCACCGCCGGCCUUUCGCCUACGCCACACACAUCCACAUCCCACAGCGUCGGUCUCUCCGCUAGGAUCGCGUUCCGGUCUUCGCCCUCACCCCAUCAAUCCAUUUAGUUGUCGGAAGCUUCACAGACCCUACCUUGACCACCUAGUGCAAUUUGUUGCCCAGGACGUCCAGAUCCUCAAUUUCUCACCAAACUCAACACCACGCAGAGAUACGGAGCCCUCAACACUUUCUGGACGUGUUUGCCCUGCCGGAGUGAAUUCAAAUUCCCAUCCGAGCCACUCCGUCAAGACUUGUCAAUAGUCCAAUGUUAGUGAAUAUCAACACUCGGUCGCGUUUGGUUUCGUUUCGCAGAAUAUCCACUAACCCACACAGUCCGUCCUCCAGUCUCAAAGCCAUCAAGUCACCCUCGAUUCGCAAAACACAAUCGCGGCGCUCGAUUUCCUAGACUCGACACAACCUCAAACCCCGUCCUCUUUAUUCCACGAGGAAAAUUCUUCGAUUCCACCACCCUUCGCCCGUCAGGAAACUGGUCAACAUACCUGGCUCAGUCUUCCCUUUGAUAAUCACAAACACAUUCUGUAACAAGGUGAUAUCGACAGCGAGAAUUCCCUGUGCGCUUGGUCAAAUCGGGUUCGAGAUUGACACGGUCCUGACGUUGGUUGCUACUCUGUACAGUCGACAGGUCAGUUCAUCAGACGAACCUCUGGCUCCUGCCUCCAACACUGCACCCAUCCGCCUGGUAUCAUCAAAGAAGGAAACAAUUGUAGGGAUUGGAGUUUCUCUCAGUGACACUUGAUCCAGCCUCUGGUUCCCGCCAAUUAUUUGGGUCUCAUCCCAUUGCCUCUUCAUCUCCAUAAUAUCAGUCUCUAGACCUGAAAAUUUUCAAUAAUUUGCCUCGCUGCGAGACUUUGAAAGACUUCAAAGUUUCAGCAGGAGAUUAGUCAAAUCUAAUCUCUAGUCCAGAUCGCCCGUGCGCACAGAAUUCCAUAUUCGUAUACCGGCAUCCACAUUGGCAGGACAGCAGAACUCAGCCAGGUCAGUCUAACUAUUAUUCGUUGUCAACCUCCCUACUUCGAGUUGAGGUGUCCGGGUGGAUGCAUGUUCACAUACUAUCCACUCUCUCUGGCCUAUGUUGUUCAUUGAAAAUGCGAGAAUGGGCGGUGAACCGGUGCGGCUGGACCCCAGCCCGGAAUUUCUGCCCGCUGUCACAAGUAGCUAUGCUAUAACAAAAGACUGACAUUUGCAGAGCAGGACCUUUAUUUGAGAGAAACUACUUGCACCUGAAACUUUCAGCUUCACCGAAAUUUUUGUUUUUGCCUCGUGAUAAUAGUAGGCGUUUGGCCAAUAACGCUGUCGCGAGAAUUUCUUGUUCACGCACUGUGAAUUGCCCUUCAACCCAACAGCUGCCUCCCGAGACAUUGCCCGGCUUCGAGACAUUGCCCGGCUUCGAGACAUCGCCAGAUUCCCGAAUCUGGCCUUGAAAAGCUGGACGAACGCUUGAUCCAAGCGUCCAACCUCUUCUAGAGAAGUUCAUUCUUCUUUGCCUCUUCCGCCAUAUCUGCGCGGACCCCAAAACCGUACUCGCUAGUAUGGACAUUAAGCAAAUCGUGAAUUCGAAAGGAGGAAAAGGCGCAGCUGCAGCCGCUGCCGCAGCAAACGGCUCUCCCCAAGAUUUACAACUUCUACAACAAAUUCAACAACAGGUUAACAACAUGCCCAUGUCAGACGCAGGCUCUGAACGAGCCAAUUCGCCACAUGAUUCCGAGCGCUCACACUUCUCCGCUCCUCGUUAUGGCCCUCGCAUGAAUGGAAUGAAUGGGGGCUCCCCAGGAGGCAUGCGAUACCCAUCUCCAACCGCCAUGCAAAGCCCGAUGCCCAUGAUGCAACAGCCAUAUCAACAAAAUGCCAAUUUCCAACCUAUGAUGCAACAAGAAAAUACCCGACCACCGCGUCAAACUGGUGAUGGAGCUCCAAAGGCCUUUCCCUGUAGUACUUGUGGUAAGGGGUUUGCGAGAAGAAGUGAUUUGGCGAGACACGGUAAGCUCUACAUCUUCUACAUCUCCCACAUCCCCGGAUCGAGGCUGAUACUGAUUCUGCCUAGAACGCAUUCAUACUGGGGUACGGCCACAUGUUUGUGACCAUCCUAAUUGUGGCAAGCAAUUUAUCCAGCGCUCUGCCUUGACUGUUCAUAUGCGAGUACAUACUGGAGAGAAACCUCAUAUGUGUGAGAGAUGUGGAAAGGUAAGCCUCGGCCAAUGUUCUCUUUCCAAUGACCUUACUGACCAUCCACAGCCUUUUAGUGACUCCAGCUCUCUAGCGCGCCAUAGGAGAAUCCAUUCGGGAAAGAGACCUUACAAGUGUCCUUAUGCAGAUUGCCAAAAGACCUUUACCCGACGAACCACCCUUACCCGUCAUCAAAACCACCAUACAGGGACCGUUGAGGAGGCAGCAGCUGCCACUGCCGCAGCUUUGGCUACUCGCAGUAAUCACCCGGGUCGUCGCUCUGAUGGUGAGCCAUACUCGAAUACCGGCUCUCCAUUGUCAACCCCGUCGCCUUUGCAACGAGGUCAAACUGCUUCUCCCAACUCGGAGCUAGCGCCUUUGAACCAGGGAAUGCCACGUCAUCCACAGGAGUACCAAUACAUGAACAACAGCCCGCUGCCAGGUCACUUGCGGGGGGAAUACCACAUGGCCAAUCAACCACCGCCAACCACGGCCUCAUUCGCCAAUUCCAUGCGCCCAACAUCCCACCCCAAUGGUUAUGGACCACCGUCCGUCUUGGAGCCGCCUUCUCAUGAUCGUCAAGGGGGAAGUACAAAUGGAAGUGUCAAUGGUAGCCCUCACAUGAGCAACGCUGGCUGGGCAUCUCCUUCGCAUAGCAUGCCCUCUCCCUCACAAAGCAGCAGCUAUGUCUACCCAGACCCAGAUUAUGGAUCCGCUGCGCAGAUGGGUCAAAUGUACUACGCCAACUCCAACGUACGAAGACCGCAAAGUACUGAACCAGAUGGAUACGAGGUCAAGCCUAGAAUGACGGAGAUGUGGGCAGGAGCUCAGUAAUAAUACACAUCAGCGAAUUAAUUCCCACGGAAAUUCUCUGGAGCAUGUUCUCCUUGUGUCACUACGUUUGACCACGAACUUUCCAACAUUCUCCAAAAAAUUGUGUUUGAUACCCCUGUACAUCUCCUUAUUUUAUCCUAUGGAACACGCAGGUCAUAAACUUCACAUCUUCUGAGUCUUUGGCGUCAAAAUGGGGCGCAUUGCAUACAUACAGGUCAUACCACACCUCCAAAAACGGCGUCGUACUUCUCCUUUUUUCCCCAAUAGAUUGUGCUUGUCUUUUUUUCCUCUUCUCCACCUUUUCGUGGGUUUCGGGUUGAUGGUGGUGGAUGAUCAUGGUAUUGAAUCGCUACUCACUGGACCUGAGAACUCCCUCUUUGAGUUGAUAAAGAUUGCGGGAUACGCUAGCUGCGAGGCUACGAAGUUAAUGAUUUUUGUCCAUUUGCCCAGUUUUUUUCCCUCUCUCUCUCUCUCUCUCUCUCUCAUUUUGAUGCAUGGACUGAAUUCAAUGGUGGCUGGCUAUUCCUCGUUUUGCUCCUGGGACUUUUGCUGUGGGGAAGGGGGAGGAGAGGGGGUG